GAGUUGUGGUGCUCCACCCUCAUCCACACAUGGGUGGCGACAUGAUGAACCCCACCGUCGAGGCAGUUCUCCAGGGCCUCUGGCGAGAACCCACAGUGGCAGCAACCCUACGGUUCAACUUUGGCCACGACCUCUCUCAAAGCCUCAACGAGGCACAAGCUGCUGUGGCCUUCCUUCAAAAAGAGACCGGAAUACCAAGCUGGGCUGGCGUUGGCUACUCCUAUGGCGCAGCCAUCCUGUCAGAAAUGCUGCUCAAGAGUGCCUUGGAGCCUCCUGCCUCUGGUGCAGUGCUGUUGGCACCCCCUCUGUCGAUGCUGCCGGGCUUUAGCCUGGCUUCAACCAGACCGCAGCUCGCCGGCGGCCUGGCUUUGGCCCUGAUUGCCGGAAAUCGUGACGAGUAUUGUGAUGCCCAGCAGCUCCGUGAGGUCCAUGAAGAGCUCCAAGAUCCGAGUCUCCCCCAGCCUCCGCUCUUGGAGCUGAUCGAUGGUUGCGACCAUUUCUUUGGGCAGCCGCGCCACCUUGCGGCGGCUGCGGACUUGGCCGUGAAGGUGGUGACUCGCUGUGCUGCGGGUAGGCUGCAAGCGCCGCUGUGA
Molecule: messenger RNA, 593 nt
Organism: Symbiodinium pilosum
Lineage: Eukaryota; Dinophyceae; Suessiales; Symbiodiniaceae
Source: the annotation of a GenBank genome assembly